AAAAAACCCAGUAAGUUUUAAAUACCAAUCAGUCUAUUACUGUAAAGAAAUCAAGGAACGUAUUUUUGAUAGGUAUUGAAAUGUGUACAUGAAAGGCGAAGAUAACGGAAAGUGAUCAAUCUCAUAACUCCUACAAGCAAUACAAAAUAGAUAGUUGAGCAAACACGGACCUCUGGACGCACCCUGUCCCAUGUAGUUAUUUAUUUAUUUUCUUUUUUUCCCCUUUGCACCUUCUAUAUACUUGACUGACCAAAGUCUAUGAUAUUCAGAAGUUGACUUCAGUACUUAAUAUCUAGUGCGAACGACAUAAUUUCCUUAGAAAAUAAGUCGUGCGAACGAGAUAUUUUUCACAAUAAGAAGUACAAAAAUUUUAACCAUUUCCUACACAGCUGGUAGUACUUAGCCCUAGUUGUAAUUAUAUGCAAUUUCAUUUAGGUGCGACCCAAACAGCAUGCCCUUUGCUGCGAUGCAUGCAACCGCUGGCAGCAUCGACUGUGUGAGAUCAGCAUCUCACGGUCAUUGUACAUGGCCACUAUGCGAGGAGAGGGGAUCGUGCAAUGGUAUUGUAGGGACUGCACCCAGCCAACCUUCGUAGUUGAAGAGAGUUCCAUGGAACAAUCCAUAGCUCUCCCUAUUCUGGAAUCUACAAGAAUUGAUGUAAUAUAUAUGUCAUAUAGUAGAAUAUAACGUAACACACACACACACACACACACACACACACACACACACACACACACACACACACACACACACACACAGAGAGAGAGAGAGAGAGAGAGAGAGAGAGAGAGAGAGAUAAUAGUUACUUUUCGCAAUGAUCAGUAAAAGUAUAGGUAAAAAUUAAAAAUUAAACACGAAGACGUUUAGUAAAGCUUUAGCGCUUUCAUUUCAAAUCUUCUGGCGCCGGAUUCAGGACCUUGGUCUUGCACCGACGUACAAGAGGAGAGAAGCAACCCAUCGGUACUUAAAACAACUAAUGGCCCUUCCAUUUUUACCACAUCAAGACAUUGGACCUGCGUUCCAGACCCUCACUGGCCGGGCUAGUACUGAGGAACUGCGAUCAUUGGUUGGGUACAUGGAUAGACAGUGGAUGAAGAAUCCUCUCUUCCCACCAUCUGCUUGGUCAGCCUAUCGUGUGCCAGUAAGGACAAACAAUGAUGUUGAAAGCUGGCAUCAUCGCAUAAAUGGAAAGACGGGGCACCGAGGAUGCGGGUUUUACGUCCUCUGCCCUCUCCUCCUACAAGAGGCACGUCUGGUGGAGAGUAGAGUCCACAGCGAUAACAUCUGUCGCAAUGUGAGGAAAAGUUCGACAACGGUGCAAAAGAAACUAGAUGCCGCAUGGGAGAAAUACGAUGUUGGCGAUGUGAGCGCGGGACACUUUCUCCGCAUAUGUGGAGCAGUGUAUGCCCCAGUGUCCAAGGAUUAAUGUGUGAUGUGAAGAGAUGUGAAAUGUCAAUAUGAUCUCUGAUACAGUGAAUGUUGACUAAAAUAUGUUGUGUAUUAUUUAUAUUGUUAAAUAUGUAUGAAAAUGUGAUAAAAGAACAUGUGUACCAAUAAAAAGAUAACUU
Ostrea edulis (European flat oyster) is the source of this 1568-nucleotide messenger RNA. RefSeq lists its product as uncharacterized. The record is from RefSeq and is a predicted model, not a curated record. NCBI's taxonomy places the organism in Eukaryota, Metazoa, Mollusca, Bivalvia, Ostreida, Ostreidae. Bases 977 to 1426 code for a protein of 149 amino acids. The transcript has 2 exons.